GUGCACGAUAGGAUUUCUGAUUUCCGGCAUCAUAAACACCAUCUCGGCACACACUUUUAAGAGUCUCGAUUGUUGGCAGUCCUUAAUCUAUAUCUCGUCCCAGUCUUCACUGUCAUAGCACAUUCAGCACCAUGGUGCUUUCAGCCUUUGAGAUCCUUGCUAUUCUGGAAAUCAUCAUCUUCACACCCCUUCUUGGAGCGUCAAUUUAUGUCACGUACAAGCAUGGACAUCGAAAACAGUUCGGAUGGCGCUUUCUCGUCAUGAUCUCCCUAUUUCGUCUAAUCGGCGGCUCCACGUCGCUGGCUUCAGUUCACCAUCCGUCAUCAGGAUUGACCGCCACAUACGACAUUAUGAACAGUUUCGGCCUCUCAGCUGUGGUGUAUUGCGCCCUUGGACUUUUGGGACGAGUGCAAAACGGAAUGGAAGGAUAUGGCUUGCCGCCGCGCAUCUUCCGACUUCUCGGUCUCCCUGGUAUCGCCGGUUUGGUGCUCAUCAUCCUGGCCAGCAUUAAUAUCUUCAGCGACAAUCCCACCGACCAAGCCCAUGGCUUUGAAUACUUCAAAGCAGCCAUGUGCCUCUUUUUGGCCAUUUUUGUUGCCGACUUCGCCAUCACCCUGCACUCUUUCAGCCGUCGAUCUCAUAUUCAACCGAGCGACAGUCAUCUCCUGCAAGCUGUGGCGAUGGCUUUACCUUUUAUGGCAGUCAGGACGACUUUCAGUAUGCUUUGCGCUUUUGCGGGAAAUCCAAACCUGUUCAGCUCUUGGAGCACCAACUGGAAGGCGAUUGUUGUUCAUGGAACAAUGGGUGUACUGAUGGAAAUCAUCAUUGUUCUUCUCUUCUUGUGGGCCGGCUUCUCCACGGCUCCCGCUCAGCGACCAGCGGCCCCUCCACGCAAGGUGAGCCCCGCUGUCUAUGCGCCAAACGUCCAUACCGAAGAAAUUGGCCAGGCCAAAUAAGCCAUAUGCAGGAUUGAGACAAGGGUUUGCUUAGAAUGUUCUUCCAUUUGGUAGAGGUGUUGGAUACGCAGGAUCAAUGUUUCGGACAGAUAUGAUGGUCAGCCAGGCUUGUACUUAUCUUGUCCUUCAGAGCGAAGCAAAGUAGGUUCUACAUUGGGUUUAGUCUCCUAUUGUAGGACAAUAUGGCGUCCGGAAAACCCUUUUACGGGAUAUGAUUAGCUAAAAUAGUUGGAUGAGAGUGAAUCUUGGCGUAAAAUGAUUAGAUAUACGGGAGUUGCGAUCCCGUGACCCGGAAUAACUCUCUGAAUUUAUCCGACUGAUCUUGGAGUGCCCUGGAGAGAGUGCCCUGGAGAGAGUGCCCUAGAGAGAAGUGCUAUAUGGAGGGUGCCCUGGAGAGAGUGUAUAGUAGUAGUGACUUCUGAAGCUCUGUAGGCGACUUAGCGUUAGUUGCAGCUGCUACUCGCUACGUAUAUUUUAAUUGUACCUAUAAUCAAUUCAGCCAACCAUUUAUCACAAAAAAGGUCAUAGAAUCAGGACAUGACUCUG
Exophiala mesophila is the source of this 1502-nucleotide messenger RNA. RefSeq lists its product as uncharacterized. The coding region runs from base 132 to 956 and encodes 274 amino acids. Lineage: Eukaryota; Fungi; Ascomycota; Eurotiomycetes; Chaetothyriales; Herpotrichiellaceae. The record is from RefSeq and is a predicted model, not a curated record. The transcript has a single exon.